Molecule: messenger RNA, 5210 nt
Organism: Danio rerio (zebrafish)
Lineage: Eukaryota; Metazoa; Chordata; Actinopteri; Cypriniformes; Danionidae
Source: RefSeq, a predicted model, not a curated record
GUCGUUUGUCUUCCUUGUCGUUCGUGGCCCCAGUUCUACUGUAUCCCUUCUAGCAGCAACCUGAUGCUACAGAGGAUCCGCACCCAUGAUCCUCCACGGCGAGUCACAUGACCAUGACAUUAAAGCGGAAAUGACAGUUAGCGCUCCACAGUCUCACGGCGAAUAAAAGGGCUGUGAUGUGAUGUGCUGUGACGAUGGCAGCUGCCAGUGUGUCUCAGUCUGCCAGCAUUCAGGCCAUAGAGAAAUCACAGCUGACCUUGAAAGUGUUGUCUGCGAAGCCUCAGUCUCCUAAACUGCCCAAUCGUCACUCUCGCCUGAGUUCAUUUGUGGAAGUGACCGCCGACGGCCUGAGCAGCGAGACCAAGAAAACGGGCAAACGCAGCGGACACCUCGAGCUGCAGUGGAAUGAAGACCUCACACUGAACGUGACUCCUCAGAGUCGUCUGGAUCUGAAGGUGUGGAGUUGUCACACUUUGAGGAAGGAGCUUCUGGGCAGCGCCACCAUCGACUUGUUGGACACUCUACGAACACAUGAUGGCAAGAUGGAGAACGUUCAGCUCAGUCUGGUUCUGCAGACGGAGAACAAAGGCUCGGUUGUAGCAGGCGGUGAGCUCAACGUCUGUCUGGACGGCCUGGUUGUUGAUCUGGGAUCUUUGCCCAAUGGCAGCGCCGCCUCAGACAAGAUUCACUCGAGCAGGUCCAGUCUCCAUCGGGCUCACAGUGAAGAGACCCCCAGCACCAGCAGCCCCCGUGGACGAAGUUUGGGUCAGUCGUCUCGGGGCUCGUGUGGAGAUUCUCCAGCUGAGAUCCAAGGAGCUGCUCUUACUAAUGGAGACGUGAACGGAGCAUUGGCAGAAACAACAUCCAGACACAACUCAAAGACCACAGUCAACAACCUGAGCAGUGCCGGUAAAGGUGAAACGGCUGCUAACGGUCUGGAGAGCGCACAUCUGACCUGUCCUGCUCCGUCUUCUCCAUCAUUGAGCUCCAAUCCUCCAGAUGGUACAGUUCCUCCACCUGCAGCCGAGCCUCCAGCAUCCACUGAGCAGAGCGACACUACUAGCGACACACAGAACACCGACGCACUGCCUGCUGGGUGGGAGCAGAGAAUUCUUCCUCACGGACGAGUGUAUUAUGUGGAUCACAACACAAAGACCACCACAUGGGAGAGACCCCUGCCACCAGGUUGGGAGAAGCGUGUGGAUCAGCGCGGCCGGUUCUACUAUGUGGACCACAACACAAGAACCACCACAUGGCAGCGGCCCACGGCGGAGUCAGUCCGCAACUAUGAGCAGUGGCAGUCACAGCGCAGCCAGCUGCAGGGAGCCAUGCAGCAGUUCAACCAGAGAUACCUCUAUCAGCCGUCUGGAGCUGUGGUGGAGAAUGAUCCGCUCGGAGCUCUUCCUCCUGGAUGGGAGAAACGUCAGGACAAUGGAAGAGUCUACUAUGUCAAUCACAACACUCGAACUACGCAGUGGGAGGAUCCUCGAACCCAAGGGAUGAUCCAGGAGCCUCCCCUGCCGCCCGGCUGGGAGAUGAAGUACACGGCAGAGGGGGUGCGAUACUUUGUGGACCACAAUUCUCGCACCACCACCUUUAAAGACCCUCGGCCGGGCUUUGAGUCAGGUUCGAGACAGGGUGGCUCUCCGGGCGCGUAUGACCGCAGCUUCAGGUGGAAAUAUCACCAGUUCCGCUUCUUGUGUCAUUCUAAUGCUCUGCCCAGUCAUGUGAAGAUCUCGGUGUCCAGACAGACUCUGUUUGAGGACUCUUUUCAACAGAUCAUGAACAUGAAGCCGUAUGACCUCCGCCGGCGACUCUACAUAAUCAUGAGAGGAGAGGAAGGCCUGGAUUACGGAGGAAUCGCCAGGGAGUGGUUUUUCUUGCUGUCUCAUGAGGUUUUGAACCCCAUGUACUGUCUGUUUGAGUAUGCCGGUAAAAACAACUACUGUCUUCAGAUUAACCCUGCUUCCUCAAUCAACCCCGACCACCUCACCUACUUCCGCUUCAUCGGACGUUUCAUUGCCAUGGCGUUGUAUCAUGGGAAGUUCAUUGACACAGGCUUCACUUUGCCAUUCUACAAGCGGAUGCUGAACAAGAAGCCCACGCUGAAAGACCUGGAGUCCAUCGACCCAGAGUUUUACAACUCCAUCAUGUGGGUCAAAGAGAAUGAUCUGGAAGAGUGCGGCGUGGAGCUUUACUUUGCUCAGGACAUGGAGAUUUUGGGCAAGGUGACGACACACCAGCUGAAGGACGAUGGAGAAAAUGAACUGGUCACUCAGGACAACAAGGAGGAAUAUAUCGGUUUGCUGACUGACUGGCGCUUCACUCGCGGCGUGGAGGAACAGACGAAAGCUUUCCUGGAUGGUUUCAAUGAGGUUGUGCCUCUAGAGUGGCUGCGCUAUUUUGAUGAGAAAGAAUUAGAGCUGAUGUUGUGCGGGAUGCAAGAAAUUGAUCUGAACGACUGGCAGAAGAACACCAUCUAUAGACAUUACACCAAAAACAGCAAACAAAUCCACUGGUUCUGGCAGGUGGUGAAGGAAAUGGACAAUGAGAAGAGAAUCCGACUCCUCCAGUUCGUCACAGGAACUUGUCGACUGCCGGUUGGAGGAUUUGCUGAACUGAUAGGAAGCAACGGUCCACAGAAGUUCUGCAUAGACAAAGUGGGGAAGGAAACAUGGCUGCCUAGAAGUCACACUUGCUUUAAUCGCCUGGAUUUGCCUCCGUAUAAAAACCUGGAACAGCUCCGAGAAAAGCUUCUAUUCGCCAUCGAGGAAACUGAGGGAUUUGGACAAGAGUGAUGGAGGGAAACAUUUCCACCAGGCCAUUUAUACCACUAAUGUGGAGUGAACGGCAGAUUUACACUUCAGUUACUAGUUUACCUAAAAACAAAACCCUAAAUAUUAUUUAUUCAGCCUCACGUCAUUUCAAACCGACACACUGUUCUGUUUCUGUGCACAAUUAAAAUUGUUAUGCUGAUUUUAUGAAAAUUCGACACGUUUUGAGGGAAGUUUGAACUCGGGGGUCGUUUACAGUACGACGUUUUCAAAAAUGAGGAAACAUUUCAUGUAUUUUGGCUGUUCGUUUAGGUGAUAAUAGCAUUUUUUUUGACUGAAAAAUGUGUAAACACACAAAAAUGAGUCUUUAAAAACGAUGACCGCCUGCAUAAUUAAGGAUGGAUAUCGUUUAGAUUUUAUUGAUAUCGAUACUGAUUCAGAUUCCACUUACCGAUACUGUUAUUGAUACUAUUUUCUACAAUUUACAUUUAAUCGUUUAGCUAACGCUUUUGUCCAAAGCAACUUGCAUUUGAGGAGGUAUUAAGCGAUUCAAACUAUUUGAACUACAAUACCUACAAUUUGAUCUAUAAAGUGUUGAAAAUGUCAAGUUACUUUAUUAUUGUUACUUUAUUGUAACUUUACGAACAUCUUUAAGCAAACAGAAGUAGGUCUAAAGUUUUGUGACUGAAAAGUUUGAACUCGGGGGUCAUUUACGGGACAAAGUGCCAAAAACAAGAAAAUGUUUUAUGCGUUUCGCCUGUUCGUUUACAUGGUAAAAGUGUUUUUGUGACUGAAUAACGCGAGUUGUUGAAAACACUACUCUUGUUGUGUCCGUGUUAGCACCCGAAAAUGAAAGUCUUCAAAAACGAUGAUAGCAUACGUAAAUGGGGAUGGAUAUCAUUUUAAUUUUAUUGAUUCAGACGAAAAUGAGGAAACGCUUUAUGCGUUUUUUUGUUCACUUACGUUUUCCAGUCGCAAAAGCGCUGUUAUCAUGUGAGUUUUUGAAAACGUCAGCCUUGAGAGUCUUGGACGAUAAUGACGCCAUAUGUAAUCAUGGAUAUUACGAUUUUAUUGUUAUUGAAUCCGAUACCGUUUAUUGAUACUAUUUUCUACAAUUUGAUCAGUUACUUUAUUUUGUUACAGCUGUUUUACGAAGUAGGCGCAUAAAGAUUUUGUGACUGAGAAAUGUUUUUGAAAAUGCCGCGCUUGUGGUGACGGUGUAAAAACCUGAAAAAAACGAGUCUUUGAAAACGAUGACAGCUUACAUAGAGUUGGAUUUUGAUUUGAUUAAUAUCGGCAUCAACACCACUUAUCCAUACUAUUUUCUACAAUUUGAUGCAAACGACGAAAAGCUGUAAAAUGAUUUCAAGCUACUUUAUUGUUGUUUAACUUUCCUGAGACAUAAAUAGCUACAUACAGCGCAUCCUUUGCGUUGGAUUGCACGUUUUAUUAGUAAAUGUUUAUUAUAUUACUAAUGUUGCCGCCUUUGUUCACUAUUAUACUGCUCUGCGUACGUUAAACAUCCGUAGGCCAUCAUUCAGGGGCAAAAGUGACAAGCUAUUAAAGUUUGCAUGAAAAUUUACUGUUUGUUUUGCUAGCGAACUCUUAUUCUUUAGGUGAAUAACUAAUCGGUUAUAUAACUGAAUAAAUGUCAGUUUGAUGCUUCAACCGCAGUAUUCUUGGCCACGCCCCUCUUACUGUUACAAAUUGUUAAAAAAGCCCCGCCCCCUUCUCAAUGUUCCGUUUCAGUUGGAAGUACGUUAACAUACUUAAAUCUCAGCAACUCCACAGAUUUUUAACGUAAGUAUAAACAGAUAAAUCAACGUUUGUGGAUGUGUAAACGCGCAUCGUUUUAAAAACAUUGACCUAUUAACCUUUUAAAAACGCAGUCAUUGUUGUGUAUAUGUAGCCUCAGCCUGUCAAGACUUCCCCCAGAUCAUUCGGCUCUACAAAAUGGCUGACCGUCAGCGAAGUCUUCAAGGAUAAAGUCGUUUAUUUUAGUGUUUGGUGCGAGCAGGUUUGUGAUGACGUGAGGUUACCCUUGUUUUCUUUUAAGCAGAUAAGCUCAGCAGCCGAUCAAUAAACUCUUCCAGUGUAAUAUUUCAUGUCUCCACUUCAGGGAAUGAUGACUUUACUCUUUAAUGCAGACGGAGCAUUAGUGCCGGCAGAUUUGCAAAAUGAAUUCUCUGAAUCGCCAAAAUGGAAGAGUGAUUUCCCCCUCAUAAUGCAGCAUUGAAAUAUUACAGCUAUUAAUAAUGAUAUUAAGUAAACGACGAGUGCAGAUCUGUCAUUUCAGGAUGUUCAAUAUGACCUCGAGGACCAUCAGUGGACAACGUGAUCGUUUUAAAGGGUUGACCAGAUGUGAUUUUUGUUAUUUUGUGACAUGCCAUGAUACACUGUAUAUAGUUGAAAUAAAGGCCAAAUAUGGACUGUGAA